Molecule: messenger RNA, 1352 nt
Organism: Priapulus caudatus
Lineage: Eukaryota; Metazoa; Priapulida; Priapulimorpha; Priapulimorphida; Priapulidae
Product: nucleosome-remodeling factor subunit BPTF-like
Biological process (GO): regulation of transcription by RNA polymerase II
Cellular component (GO): NURF complex
Molecular function (GO): RNA polymerase II cis-regulatory region sequence-specific DNA binding
Source: RefSeq, a predicted model, not a curated record
CAUAUUUCUGUACCACUUGGUGAGAUGUAACAAAUGUUAAUUAAAUAAUAUUUCUUUUUUCAAUUGAUGAAGGGAACCUGUAUGUGGGCAUGUGUGCCGUGAAUGCUACGUCCAGCUGGGGCAUGUAUCACGACAACAUCAGAAGCAAGGUGAAACGGCGGGUGCAUCAUGCAAGAGAUUGCAUAGUCAGCUAACUCCCGUAAAGACCCCAAGGAAGAGGAAAGUCUUGAAAUCAGUUGCAACAAGUCCUUUCCACUUCCAUCCUUGUUGCACCACUAAGAAAAAGAAUUCAACAAGAAAGGCGAAGACGUCAUUCAGAACAAAAGCUACCAAUUUGAUCACAUUGUCCAACUACGAACAAGCACUGUCUGUUCUGUGGAAGUCCAGCAAAGUAUUUCAGGUUGCGUUCAAGUCUUUCGUUAGGAAACAAAUUUACAAAGAAGCGCAAAACUUCAACAGGCAACCGAGUACCCUUAAGAAAAGUCUCGAAAUAGAGAGCAUUUCGACGUUUUCUUGGAGCAACGUUGUAAAGGAAAUCAAGACAAACAUGCCUGUCGCACACAGUGCGUUUUCCGGACUACUUGAAAAAAAAAUCAUUACAGCUGGUGCUGUCCAGAAACUGCCUAUUGCAGACCAAAAGCUUGGAGCUUCUGUUGCAAUCGCCCUGGCCAACAGGAAUCCCAAAGCGUACAAACUGCUGCAGUCAUGGGUAGCAGUGCUACUUUGGAGAAGCGGCUGCACACAGAAGGUUUUUUCCACCUUGCGGUCAAUCGGCAUUUGCCAAACUCCGACGAACGCAAGGAGAUGUGUCGAUCGCAUUGCGAAGCAGUUCGAUGCAGAACUCGAACAGUGGAAGAAAACCACCGAGGAUGAGACACGCUGCACUGUUCUGGCUUCUGACUGUGAUGUCAUUUUAGAAGACCUUGGUGUUAGGCCUCUUCACUUUGAGAGCGAAGAAUGUCAAGCGUCUGCAUCUGUGGAGUGUGUGGAGGUUGUGAAGGACAUACAGAAGAAGCGCGCGCUGCUAGAGAAGGACAUCAUGAAGAAGCUGCACGCCGCCACCGACCAGCAGCCAACGACCCGGGUACCGGAGGAAACGACCUCUCCAGCCGUUACAAGCCCUCCGCCGAAACCCAAGCCAACCGUCACUGUCGCCGCCGCAUCCGUCGCCACGGCAACGACCGUCGUCACGGCAACGCAGCCUCCGAAGUCGCCAGAAGCGAAGCCCGUGGGGACGCCACGAGGGAGCAAGAAGCGGAAGUCUGAGAGUAACACACUCAUUGACAUUGAGACAGUAACGCCAUCUGUCAGCAAGCCCAAGAAACAGAAGAUGAUAGCAACAGGUGUCCGGG